GAAGAACUUCAUCUCAAACACAUUGUGAAUCGAAACGAUUCCCCAUCCAAUACUACUCAGAAUCAUUGUCCAAAUGUCGUUCGUCCCAAGGCAUGUUCUUUUUUUCGGACUUAUUUGCAGUUUUUUUAUUUUGCAAGCUUUUUCUGAUAUCUCGCUAAACGACUAUGGAGACCCAGCUUAUCCUGGUCGCUGUGUCCUCGAUUUGGGCUCCACGGUGGUACUGCUCAACUUUGGUGAAAUAUACCGACUGAAAUCCCUGCCCUGUACCAAUAUUUUUUGCACUGGCAGUGGCUAUGGGAUGCUCUAUACGUGUGAGAAGAAAUCCCCUCCAGAUGGUUGUCGCUUCACGGAGUAUUUAAAAUGGGAUGAAGCAUAUCCUGAAUGCUGCCAGCGCAAAGUAGUGUGCGAUUGAAAUUUUUUGUGGACGAUUAUCUUUCUUCGGAAUUAAUUAAUUUGCCUCAUUCUGUACAAAUUUGAAAUUGACGAAACCCAGUUGGACAUUCGAGUUAUGCUAAAUUUCCAGCUUCCAAGUUUACAAUUGUUCUGCAUAAAUUUAUUUAUGAGCUUA
Molecule: messenger RNA, 568 nt
Organism: Drosophila serrata
Lineage: Eukaryota; Metazoa; Arthropoda; Insecta; Diptera; Drosophilidae
Source: RefSeq, a predicted model, not a curated record